AAGGAAGAUGAUGUGUCUGUCACUCAAAAGGGAAGUUGACCAUCUGAUAAACUUCUAUCAACUUCCUCCAGAACAUUAUGUUGUCUCUUAAGAAUUGCUCUAAUAUUUCAUCUUACAAAAGGAACUUGUUUUUAAGAUUAAAUAUAAUACUAGAGUUAAUAAAACAUGAUAUGGACGUAAUUUAAAACAUGAAAAAGUAUUAUAAUGUUUUAAACCUGAAUUUAUACCUACAAAGUCGUCACGUGUGCUGGUGACGUGCCACCCCAUGACUUCCUUCCUUUAACGUUGAAUGUGCACGCAUCCAUUUGUUUAGUUAUAAUAUUGGCAACAAAAGCAACGAGUUGACGUCCCUCUAUAUCAGCUACUGUAUAUUUUGAGAGAAAUUUAACUUGGAUAUUUACUUUUCGAUAUCGAUUAAUGACACUUCAUUUAACUACAGGUUGUUGACAUACGAAAUUACUCUAAAUUGCUAAAAUGAAGACAGAAAAACAUUCAGAUUUUACAUACGAGGAAAGAGAAGAAAAAUUUGGAGAAGUUUUGAAUGAAUUUAUUGUAGAAAUUAAGUCAGAACCUUUGGAAUAUCAAGACGAUUUUAACGUAGAAUCAAAUAUUUAUGGAAAUCCAACAUCAACAAAUGACACAAAGAAUUCCAAUAUUUGGGAGAAUUUUGACUAUAAGAGUGAAAUAGAGUGUAAGAAGGAAGAAAUAAAACAGGAGAAUUACGACAUUAAACGUAAUAUAAAGUCAGAAUGUAAAGUUGAUUUGAAAACAUUGGAUAUUAAAGUAAAGUCUGAAGAUUGUAAAGAAGCUGUUUAUUUGACAAAUGAUUUUGAACACGUACAGGUUAUUCAAAAGAAUGAAUCCUUCACUCCCCACAAAGAAUUUAACACAGAGGAGAGGAAGACCCAAAUUAACGAGGAAAGUCAAAGUAAGCAAUAUGACACUGAGUACAAUCCUAGAAGAGCAGAACAUUAUAAAAUCAACAGCAAGAAAUUUGCUCCUCCAGUUAAAACAGGCAAUAGAAUGGUAGCAAAGAUAAAAAGGAAAUAUUUCAGAAUGAUGGGUGCAUCCUAUUCUAAAAGAACAUACACGUGUGAUUUAUGUAAAAAGACUUUUUUAAAUAUGGUAAUUUUACAAGCACAUCUAUUUUUUCACAUUCGAAAGAAGCCAUUUCGCUGCACAUCCUGCAAUCAGACGUUUUUCUGGGAUUUUCUUUUGCAAAGGCAUAUGAAAGUACACAACAAAGAAGUUCAAAUCAAAAUUGAUAAUAGAAAAUUUCAAAACUUUUGUGGUGAACGUUUUCAAACGCUUUCAACACGCGCAUCAAAACAAGGUGCAGCUCACGUUUGUAAGAUAUGUGAAAAAGAAUGUAAGGGGAAACAUCAGUUGAAACGUCACGAAGCGACGCACAAUGAAGAUCGACCUUUCAAAUGUAAUAUUUGUGCUAAGGAUUAUAAAACGAAACGCCAUUUAAACAUGCAUAAAGUAUGUCAUACUAACACAUGUAAGUACUCGUGUCGUAUAUGUAAAAAGCCUAUUAAAAGAAAAGACUGCUUGAGAAAACACGAAAACACUCAUAAACAUAAAUAUAUGUAUAUUUGUGACGUAUGCAAACUUAGAUUUAAGUGUGAAAGUUCUUUAACAAAGCAUCGCUUUGUUGAACACGAAAAUAUGUUUGUAUGCUGGUGGUGUCGAAGGGCAUUCAAAACAAAAAAUCUGCUGGAGAAGCACUCGAAAACUCAUGUUCAAAAGUGUGAUAUCUGCAAAAAGGAAUUUUCUUGUAAAAGCACUUUAGCCAUUCAUAAGAGAAUCCAUGCUGACGUCAAACCAUUUAGUUGCGACGUAUGUAAGAGAAGUUUCAGAACUAAAAGUCAUUUAAAAAGGCACGGAACUGUUCACAAUGAAGCCAGUUUUCCUUUCUUCUGUGACGUAUGUAAAAAGGGAUAUAAUCUUAAAAGCGAUUUAUUAAAGCAUGUACCUAUUCAUCUGAAAAAUCCAUAUUUUUGUAGCCAUUGUAAAAAAACUUUUAAAACAGAGAUUGAACUGAAACACCAUUUAGAAAUUUUCUGUUUAAAAAUACAUCCCAAACACACCAAGGGUAUGACAUACAAAUGUAAUAUCUGUGACCAGAUUUUUAAAAAAAAAGUUGAUUUUGAGAAGCAUCUAAUUACUUACAACGAUGAGAUACAUUUCUAUUGUGACGUUUGCGAAAGAAACUUUACAACACAACUAGAAUUUCAAACUCAUCAUUAAACUAGUCAUACCACAAAACAAUACAAUACAGAAGUUAUUAAGGUUUAGAUAAUACAUAAGUAUACCUCUUUAGGUGUUAAAACGUAUGAUAUUUCUGAUUUAAUUGUAUUCUAAAAAUUCGCGUUGGAAAUCAGUUUUUAUAAUAGAAAUUUACUUGUGAAAUUCAUUGAAAUCUAUUAUGACUUAAAUACAAAGCAUAUUUGAAGACAUAACUAUUGUUUCUAUUUGUAAUGUUUGAGUUUUUCUACAUUAUUAAUAAUAUAAAUUCUGCAACAAAAUGUAA
Molecule: messenger RNA, 2536 nt
Organism: Centruroides sculpturatus (bark scorpion)
Lineage: Eukaryota; Metazoa; Arthropoda; Arachnida; Scorpiones; Buthidae
Product: gastrula zinc finger protein XlCGF57.1-like
Exons: 6
Coding region: 475-2253 (592 amino acids)
Biological process (GO): regulation of transcription by RNA polymerase II
Cellular component (GO): nucleus
Molecular function (GO): DNA-binding transcription factor activity, RNA polymerase II-specific; RNA polymerase II cis-regulatory region sequence-specific DNA binding
Source: RefSeq, a predicted model, not a curated record